AUGAUAGCUGGUCUGCCGCAGUUCGCGCAGAAAGUCACUACUUGCGCCGCUGAGCAAGCCGACGUCACGACGCAGAAGCAGGACGAAGAAAUCAUCGCGGCCAGGAAGGGUGCCGGCGAUGCCAAGACGGAGAAGUCACCACAGGAACGGUCUUCGAGAGAGGUGUCCGAAGACGAUGACGGGAAGAAGGGUGCCGUUGAUGACGAUGGUGAUGGUGACCAUGAUGACGAUGAUGCCGUUGUCCACGGAGAGGACUGCCACAUGCAAGGGGACGACACCGAGGAAGGCAAAGGGGAGAAGCACGAGAAUAGCGGCAAGGAGGAGGAGGAGGAGACGAGGCAUUGA
Molecule: messenger RNA, 345 nt
Organism: Rhipicephalus sanguineus (brown dog tick)
Lineage: Eukaryota; Metazoa; Arthropoda; Arachnida; Ixodida; Ixodidae
Product: prothymosin alpha-B-like
Exons: 3
Coding region: 1-345 (114 amino acids)
Source: RefSeq, a predicted model, not a curated record